UUUUCCAGCUACUAGACCAGAUGUUUGUGCGCCGUCCAUUUCCGAAUCCUUGAUAAUGCCCAACAAUGUUUCCUCUAUCUCGGAGCUUUGUCUGACUUCCAGAUGUAUCACUGAAGCAUCAGAACAAACUACUGAAAUCUCAGUGGACCUAGAGAAAUUGGCAUCUUUUCUGAAUACGUCUUCAGAAUACGAUUUUUGCUUGACACUCGGAUGCGCCAAAGCAGCUGUCGAAAUCUUAUCUAAUUUGAAUGAAAGUGUAGAUCCUUGCGAUGAUUUCUACGAGUUCGCCUGUGGCGGCUGGAUAAAGGAGCAUGGCAAAGACAAGUCAUGUACCUCUGUUUUAUCCAACAUUCAACAUGAUAUCGAUCUGAAACUCAAAAAUCUCUUGGAAAAUGAACUGACGAAAGAGGAACCUGUCUUUAUUCGCAUGAUAAGAGACAUGUAUUUUUCCUGUAUGAACGAGAUAAGGAUCAAGGCAGAGGGUACUAAGCCUAUAAAGGACGUUCUUCGGUAUCUUGGAGGUUGGCCUAUGGUGGCUGGAAGAAAGUGGGAAUCGACUACCUUUGACUGGCUUGAUACUCUCAUAAAGAUCCGAGACCUGGGCUUCAGUCAUGACAUACUCAUGGAGCUUUCUGUGACGGUGGAUCCUUGGAAUAAUGGUGCUCAUGUUAUAAAGUUGGGCAAGCCGUUGUUAGGAAUAGAUGGUCGUCAUCUAUUGCAUGGAAUAGCUGACAAUUCCACAAACGCUUAUUUGAAUUUAAUGGUGCAAGCAGCUCAAUUGUUAGGUGCGAAAGGUUCAUUAACAAAGAAAACUUAUAAGACACUCGAAUUCGAAAUGAUGCUUGCCAAUUUAUCUUCAUUCAAGAAGGAUGGACAUAUUAAGAAUAAGUCUCCCAAGAAGUUUAGAGUUAAGAAACUUAUGGCUGAAGUUAAAGAGAUUAAGUGGCUUAAGUAUCUCAGAAGCUUACUAAAUGAUCAAAUCUCUAUUUAUGACAUUGUGCUUGUUGAGGACAUAGAUUUCUUCAAAAACCUAGCAACUUUCAUCAAAGAAACGGACAAAAGGGUAAUUGCAAACUAUAUGCUCUGGAGAGUGGUCUAUCAAUCCUUGUCGUUAUUUCGGGAAGAAUGGAGGAAUCUGAAACACACGACAAGAAAUAUCCGACGUAGACCUCGUUGGAAAGAAUGCAUCACAGAAAUUCGUGAUAACUUAGGAAUUGCCCUCAGCUCUUACUAUGUUCGAAAUUACUUCAUAGAGGACAACAAAGAAUCGGCAUUAGAGUUUGUCAACUACAUUCACCAAGAGUUCAUACGUAUUUUAAACAACACCCAAUGGAUGGCCGACAGAAUUAAAAGUAGAGCGAAAGCGAAGAUUAAUGGAAUAAUGUCACAUAUCGGAUAUCCGAAAGAACUUCUGAAUGAUUCUUAUGUAUCUGAUUUGUACAAGAACUUGAAUUUUAAAAAGGAAAAUUACUUUAACAACACACUGAAAAUGCUCAAGUGGUCAACUGAUUAUUCUUUCUCUUUACUUCAGAAACGCCAUGUGAAAGGAGAGUGGAAAAAAUAUUCAAAAUCAACAGUCGUGAAAGCCUUUUAUGAUCAUAGAGAGAACAGCAUUGAUAUUCCGGCAGGGAUUUUACAGCAUCCCAUAUUCAACAUUAAUCGACCACACUAUCUGAAUUUUGGAUCCAUUGGUUACUUUAUUGGUUAUCAAAUUGCUCAUGCAUUGAAUCGUAAAGGUCAGAGUUUUAAUAAAAAUGGUAUUCGAAAGCACUGGUUCGGCAAAAGUGCAAAUGCAGUUUACAAAAAUAAGACGCAGUGCAUUGUAGAUCAAUAUGAUAAUUACAUCGUUGAAAAUGGAAUGCAGGUGAAUGGCCUAAAAACAAAGGAGAAAAAUAUAGCUGACGUUACCGGUCUUAAAGCCGCCUAUCAGGCUUAUCAGUCGUGGAUAAAGGAUAAUGGAAAAGAGCCUAAGCUGCCGGGGCUAGUCUAUACACCGAAUCAGUUAUUCUGGAUAAGUGCAGCAAACGUAUGGUGUGAAAAACUAAGUCCAAAAGCCUUGGAGCAUAUCCUAACAUAUAAAAGGCAUAGUCCAUCCAAAUUUAGAGUUAUAGGACCAAUGUCUAAUUUAGCACAGUUUGCCAAAGAUUUCAAUUGUAAAGCUGAUUCAUUAAUGGUUCGACGAAACAGUUGCGAAAUUUGGUAGGAGCAUCAUGUACGCAAACCAAAUUUUAGAAAUUACCUUAUUGGUGUAGGGUUGUUAUUUUUUAAUGCGUUAUUGAUGGAUGUAUGACCUACGUACUACCUGAAAAAUUUAUGUACAAUUUUACAUGUAUUAUCAAUAUCUUUGCUUUAAAUAAAAAGUUGAAGCUUCA
This is a messenger RNA of Stegodyphus dumicola, 2372 nucleotides long. Its product is annotated as neprilysin-2-like. Gene Ontology annotation, biological process: protein processing. Gene Ontology annotation, molecular function: metalloendopeptidase activity. NCBI's taxonomy places the organism in Eukaryota, Metazoa, Arthropoda, Arachnida, Araneae, Eresidae. Gene Ontology annotation, cellular component: plasma membrane. The record is from RefSeq and is a predicted model, not a curated record.